Messenger RNA from Lolium perenne, 2231 nucleotides. RefSeq lists its product as uncharacterized. The record is from RefSeq and is a predicted model, not a curated record. Lineage: Eukaryota; Viridiplantae; Streptophyta; Magnoliopsida; Poales; Poaceae.
UCUUCUCUGCGUCGAGGCUCGUGCGGUUUCCCUCCUGGAGCUCCUCACUUUGUCCACCACUUCAUAGCUAGCUCUGCCUCGUUCCUCCUCCCACCCACUUCCAAAGUUCCAAAACAAUGGCGUUGCCAGGGAUCUGGCUACUUCUCUCCCUCCUCGUCGUGGUGAUGCCGGUCAAAGGCUCCUGCGAGAAGAUCGUGCGCACAGGCACAGGCAACCUGAUCCAGUGCUACGACCCGGCGCCAGCGCUCACCGACGCCACGAACGGCACGGCGUUCAGCGCCCGCCUACACCAGCUCCUCCGCGCGCUCCCCUCCGCCGCCGCGACGACGGGCUUCGCGUCGCUGCACUCCGCCGGCAACGACACUGCGUUCGUCCGCGGGCUCUGCUUCGGCGACGCCACGGUGCCGUCCGACUGCCUCGCGUGCCUGACUGUCGCGGCCACGAACCUCACCUCCGGCUGCGGCAGCACCACACGCCGCGCCGGCAUCUGGACCGACGGGUGCUUCGUCGCCUACGCGGACACCGACGCCUCAUCUCGCAGCGAGGACGCCUUCCGCUCGCGUGUCCUCCUCCAGGGCCACGUCGCCGCCCCUGUCCCUGACACCGACGCGACAAACUACUCCGACUACCAGCUACGACGGCAUGCUUAUGUCGUCGCCAUGGCUAAGCACGGGGCCGUCGAUGCUGCUUCGGACAUCUCGGGGCCUCGGAUGCUGGCCACAGCGGACAAGACCAGCUACGACGGCUGGCCCGUGGUCAUGAGGAGCAGGGUGCGCGUGCUGGCGCAGUGCCCCAGGGACAGUACGGAGGACGAGUGCAUCCUGUGCCUCUACGACUCGGUGCACGCCGUGGACUGGGACGUCGACGCCGCCAGCGGUGACGGCGGCGUUGCAGCUGCGGUGGUGGCCUUCAACUGCUACCUACGGUUCGAGGUCUCCACUUCCCUGCUACCUCAAAAAAAUUUCAGCAGCUUCUUGAUCGACAAGCGCGCGCACAUAGGCAGCUUCCUGACCCAGUGCUACGACCCGGAGCCGGCGCUCACCAACGACACCGAGUUCCGCGCCACCCUGCUCCGCCUCCUCCACGCGCUCCCUUCCGCCGCCGCGCCGACGGGCUUCGCCUCCCUCAAUUCCACCACCGGCCGCGGCGACCGUGCGUUCGUCCGCGGGCUCUGCUUCGACUUCGAGACGCCGGCGCCGUCCGACUGCCUCAGGUGCCUCACCGUCGCGGCCAGGAACCUAACCUCAGGCUGCGGCGCCACCACCCGCCGCGCCGGCGUCUGGACCGACGGAUGCUUCGUCGCCUACGCGGACACCGACGACUCCUCGUCCAGCGAGGACGACUUCCGCUCGCGUGUCCUCCUCCGGGGCCACGUCGCCGUCCCUGUCCCCGUCGGUGGCCUGGCAUACUACCCCGGCGACGUGCACGCUAAGGUCGUAGUCUCGGCUCAGCUCCGGGCUAAGAUUGCGGUUUUGGACAUCAAGGGGCCGCGGUUGCUGGUCACCGCGGACGAGACCUGCGACGACGGCUGGCCCGUGACCGUGACGAGCACCGUGCGCGUCCUCGCGCAGUGCCCCAGGGAUCGUCCGGAGGUCGACUGCAGCCUUUGCCUGUACGAGUCGGCGCAGGCCAUGGACUGGGACCUCGACGCCACCCGCGGUGACGGCGGCGUUGCAGCUGCGGUGGUCGGAUUCAAUUGCUACCUGCGGUUCGAAGUCUCCACUUCCGUGCCGCCUCAUUCUGACAGUGUCGCCGUUUCUGCCGGAGGCUUUGUCGCAGCAGUUGCACUAUCUGUUUCUUCGCUGUUAAUUCUAGGGACCUGGGGAUGAGAGCUCAAAGUCUAUUACCUCUCCAUGCAUGUGAUGAGAUGAGAUCAGAGCAAGCAGCAACAAACUCAAGGCCGGCAACAAGACGUGCAACCGAGAGAGGGUGCAUAUGUUAGAAGUCCUAAUUAGCGCUCAAUCUGCAUCUAUGUAUGUCUUCAAUCGUCUCUUUUUUCCUUUUCAAUUCCCUGGUUACUGUUUGUAGCCAGUGUGUGGUCAACCAGUGAGGGCACGCGUCCUUCUAUUUAGUUAUGUUUUAGUUAUGCACUGCAUGUCGUAAGCUGUCAGCGUGUAUGCAUGCCAACCAGAUUUUAGAUCUCUGAACCUUUCAAGUGGUAACUCACGGAGAGCUGUACAAAUUAUUGGUUUGAUCAACGGAAUCCAUCUCUGGGAUCUGAUAGCCAGCUA